Octopus bimaculoides (California two-spot octopus) is the source of this 3425-nucleotide messenger RNA. RefSeq lists its product as uncharacterized. Gene Ontology annotation, molecular function: protein dimerization activity. Lineage: Eukaryota; Metazoa; Mollusca; Cephalopoda; Octopoda; Octopodidae. The record is from RefSeq and is a predicted model, not a curated record.
AGGGGGUUAUAAUAGAGGUAGUGAUAGAGAAGCGUACAGAGGGAGUGAUAGUGAGAGAUAAACAAUGUGUCAGGGUGACAAAACAUCGAGUUACAUCUCACACAUUUAAACUAAACAGCAGACCACAACAACGCGGUCACUUUUUCUGACUACUCCGGUUCCACCUGAUUAUUAAGUAACUUAUUAAUUAAUAUAAUAUAAUUUUGGUCAGUGAUUAUUAUAAUUAAUAAUUAUUGAAAAGAAUUUUAUUAUUAUUAUCAUUAUCAUCAUCAUUAUUAUUAUUAUUAAUAAUAAUAUUGUCAUUAUUAAUAUCAUUUCUGUCGUCGUUGUAGACUCUCAGAAGCGUAUGACAAACAGAACAAUUACAACCGCAACAACAACAUAGACCAGACAAGACAAAACUAUUUAGUGUGUCUGGAUGUCGCUGUUUAUUUGCAGACCAUGUCAUCGCUGCUUCUCAUCGUAAUAUCAACAGUAACAACGAUUACUUCCACAACUACGAGUAAUACGACUACUACUACUACGACAGGUACACUGACACCACCUUUAUCAUCACAACAACCACCCGGAUAAGGUGGCUAAACAUCUUCAAAUCACAUCAGCACUAAUACCACCAAACACCACUGAUCACUUCAGUGGUUUACUUAAUCGGGACCUUUUUGACCGGUGAAACACAUCGUAACCCCCUCUCUACUUGUCAAUUUUCAAGUGAAAUACAUAAAUAAUAUCGCUCACACUCCUAAAAUCCCUUAACGGAAAUAACGUAAACAUUUAUAUAUUUAUAUAUACACACACACUCAGACACAUAUAUUUAUAUAUUUAUACAUUUACCUACGAUAAUUGUUUGUAUCCAUCUGUGUGUUACACGUAUACCUAAAACAAAUUGUGUAAAAAUACAUUUUAAGUGAAUAACAUUUAAACCAACUCGUGUUUAUUUUUUAAAAAACACGUACUUUUUCUAAACUUUUUCUAAAAAAAAAAUGAUCAUGGACAGUUCGGAAUAUUUAAUCGAAGACAUGGCUAGACAAGGAUCGAACGGAGUCAAAUUGGAACUUAACGACAGAUAUUCCUUCAGUGAAAGAAUGGUCCGAAAACACAAAUGUUCCAGCCCUUUAAAUUUUGCUACAUCCGUUGAAGAUUAUGAGAUGCAUGGGCCUCCAACCAAAAAGCCAAAGACUCCACGGGACCCAAUGUCUCAUCGGAUUAUAGAGAAGAGACGUCGUGAUCGUAUGAACAAUUGUCUCGCUGACCUCAGCCGUCUUAUUCCAGCCAACUAUAUGAAACAGGGCCAAGGUCGUAUUGAAAAGACUGAAAUUAUUGAGAUGGCCAUCCGACAUAUCAAACAUUUGCAAAACAUUCACAGAUCUCUGGUAAACCAGGGACAAUGUUGUGCAGAGAAAUUCUAUCUUGGUUUCAAGGAAUGUGAAGCUGAGACAAUCCGCUACUUUGUAGAAUGUGAAGGUCUAGACAACAAAGACCAGUUCUUCAUGAGAGUUAUCAGCCAUCUGGAAGCUGUCAGUAAAAAACAUCUUGCUACAGGAACACAAAACUGUACUGACUUCCCAAAAGAAGAACCCAGUUCCGGAGACAAAGCCAACAUAUCGUGUUCAUCACUAAAUGCCGAAUGUGAUAACAAAAUGAAGAGCAAUGACAGAACACUACAGACAGUUCCGGAAAUACUUGCCCCUUCACAUGACUCAAUCAAUUCAGCAGCAAGUAAACAACUUCGGUCUCUGUUGUCUCAAGGAAAUGCUGGCUUUGAGCAACCUGACAGUGGUAAUGCUAGCUGUGCCGAUUCUCUGGGAAUGUUUUCAAGCAGUGAAUCUAGUAUCUCUGGAAACAAUGCUGAUGAGGUCAACAUGAACAUGAACAAUGGUGAAGGAGACAUGCAUUACCAUGGAAAUGUUGGUUCUGAGAAUGGAUCUUCGAGUGGAAGCAGCAAAGAAAAUAAGUUUACCAAUUACAAGUUUAAGCAUGACAUCACAAAGCGUUUCUCGGAAGAGGAGAAGUACAGCGUCGAUAUCUCGGCUUCGUUGACUCAAGAGAAUAUCAUAGAAUACCAAGAGAACCAUAACUAUGACAAACUUGGAUAUGAAAAACACAGCAAAGAUAAGCAUGGAUAUGAUAAACAUGGUCAUGAUAAACAUGAUAAACAUGGUCAUGAUAAACAUGAUAAACAUGGUCAUGAUAAACACAGUCAUGAUAAACACGAUAAACAUGGUCAUGAUAAACAUGGUCACGAUAAACACAGCCAUGAGAAACAUGGAUAUGAUAAACAUGAAAAGCAUGGAUAUGAUAAACAUGGUUUUGAAAAACACGAGAAGUUAUCGAGUAAACUAAAACGGAAAAUUGUGCGUUCCAUGUCACCAAGUUCUUGUUCUGAUUCCACUGCAUAUCCAACUUCAGAACACAGCUCAAACGGUGCCAGUAAUAAUGUUUCUACAAUGCUUUGCCAUUCUCCUGAAGACGAAACGGUCAACAAUGGCGUUCACCUACCAGCUUUUGUACUGCAUCCCCAGGGCACGCAUUACCUUCCUCUCACAAUCCAGCAGUCGUGUUUCCAGAACAGUCUGCAACAAGUGGAACGGACGCAGCAGCCCAUUGUAUUCCAUCCUAUUAGUAUCCUCGUCAAUUUUGCAACACCUGGUCUUGUCAUCCAGAAUGCCGAGUCGUUUGUUAAUAAUGCUGCCUUGGAUGUUACAUUUUCUUCGUCGUCUUCUUCAUCUACUUCGGCUUCAGCUGCUGCUGCUGCCAAUGCCGCUGCCGACGCCACUGCCGAUGCUACCACUUCCGCUGGUGCUCCGCUGGCAGAGAAUGGCAAUUCCAACAACGCCCGCAGCAUAACUCUUGUUAACAGCAACAACAACAAUAACAAUAAUAAUUGCCCAAGCCCUGUGAUCAACAAGCCCUCCCUCUCUCACAACUGCACUACAAUAACUUCUCCCUACAAUCUCAGUCCGGCGAAUUCGUGCCACAGUGUUGGUAGCAAUAAUAGUAGUACUAGUAGUAGUGGUAGUAGUAGCAGUAGUGUUACUGCUGUUAACAACAACAACAAUAACAACAACAACAGCACUGUCAACACUACCGCCACCAUACCACUCAAUGCCAUCCAAGCUAACAACCACAUGUCGCCUGUAAAACAUGGCAAUAAUACUGACCACAUGAACUCUGGUCCUGUUGUGGUCAACAGUGCAACGUCUUUGCCGCAGACGUCGUCACCACCUGCAGCCACACCUACUGUAACAACGGCAACGGCGCUACUGCAGACACCAACUGGUGCUUUGAUUACGCAAAGCAUACUGCACCAACAACAACAACAACAACAGCAACAACAACAACAACAGCCACCAUUACAACCACAACACCUACCAAUCCAUCAGACGCACUUACCUCAUAUCCACCCACAUCAACCACCCCCACCACAG